This is a messenger RNA of Dermochelys coriacea (leatherback sea turtle), 1280 nucleotides long. RefSeq names its product germ cell-specific gene 1-like protein. Bases 297 to 1280 code for a protein of 327 amino acids. The transcript is spliced from 5 exons. The record is from RefSeq and is a predicted model, not a curated record. NCBI's taxonomy places the organism in Eukaryota, Metazoa, Chordata, Testudines, Dermochelyidae. Gene Ontology annotation, cellular component: plasma membrane.
UGCCACAAGGACUCCUUUUUUUUUUUUUUUUUUUUUUUUUUUUUUUUUUUUUGCUGAUACAGACUAAUCCCUGAGUCUUGUGAUUCAACAGACACAUUCCCAGUAUCCUUCCCCCCUUUACAUUUCCUGCACAGGUUUCACUGGCUGGACAGAUCUGCCGUGUCCUGUUUUCUUUCUUGCUGAACAAUGAGCCUACGAUUUCUGCUUAUCAUCUUAACUACCAAACUGGUACAAUUCACUGGUGGAAAUCCAGAACUGAAGAGUGAAUUUCAGUGGAUGCUUCCCCAUACAACCAGAUGAAAAGCAUUAUCCCUGCUUUUUCAGCACACUUUAACACUGAUGCUGGCCCUGCAAGUAGGCAGAUUUCAGACAUGGGCAUGGACAGACGGCAGAGAGCCUCAGCUGCACUCUCCCUCAGUUUUCUCUCAUUAAUCUUCUCUAUCACAGCAUUUAGCAGCAGUUACUGGUGUGAAGGGACAAGAAAAGUUGCAAAACCUUUCUGUACAGAUCAGGGGAAAGGGACUCACUGCAUCCGCUUCAAUAGCUCUGGUCUGAACAAUAGCAACACCGUUCAGUAUAUCUGGGAGACAGGCGAUGACAAGUUCAUUGACCGAAAGUUUCACGCUGGCAUCUGGUAUUCAUGUGAGGAGAUUAUUAAUGGGGAAGGUGAGAAAUGUAGAAGUUUUAUCAGUCUGACUCCACCUGCAGAUCGAGGUGUUUUGUGGCUGUCUAUUGUAGCGGAGUUACUCUAUAUAAUUUUGCUUCUAACUGGAGCCACUUUGAUGUCAGUAGAAGUGUGCUACUACACUACAGUCAUUGAUGGGUUAAAGCUCAACGCCUUUGCUGCGAUAUUCACUGUACUAGCAGGUCUUUUUGGCAUGGUCGCACACAUGAUGUACACUACUGUAUUUCAAAUGACCGUCAACCUUGGUCCAGAAGACUGGAGACCACAGAUGUGGGAUUAUGGCUGGUCCUAUUGCCUUGCAUGGGGUUCCUUCGCUUGCUGUAUGGCUGCCUCUGUCACCACCAUUAACCGAUAUACAAAAACUAUUUUGGAAUUCAAGCACAAACGAAAAAAGCUGGAGAGAAGUUUAAAGAAUAAAUGCAAGUUUCCAGAUCCUGGAGUUCCAGAGAAAGCUUGGAAUAUGUAUGUUAGCUCUUUUCAUAACACUACAGAGGACUUGGUGCAUCAAUUAAAGGACAUACAUAAUCCAGCCAGCAUUUCAAUGUUUGUAGAUUUAAACAAUAUCCCUGAGCCACACUGUGAAGAAUAUUGUUAA